GGUUAAACGUUGAAGUCUCUGGUGCAUAUAUAUUAGGCAGACAGAAUUCAUAAAGAAGGCAUUUGGCUUCAGUCAAACUCUUUGCCUGAGGAGUGACCAAUACAAAAGCAAGGAAGAUCAGAGGUAGGUUUGUACCAUGGCUAAUGGCUAUGAUUACAAAACAAAGUAAAAUAGAAAUCUGAGGGCGAGUUUACAGGAGAGUAGCUUGCCUCAAUAGGCAGUUAAAUCUCAAAGGACAAGAUCAAAACAAAUUGCUAGCAGCCAGGAUUUUCCACUUUAAGGUGAAUUCCUACAGACAACAGAUAUUGUGAGAAGGAUCCACAUACCACAUUUGUCAGGGCAGCAAUGGAUGGUCAAGCUAUUUGGAAAUGGCUGAUGAUUGUAUUUACAAUUCUCAUCUCUACACAAGCUUAUCCCUAUAUGGAAUAUGAAGACUUUUCUUUAUUUGCCCAUGAAUGCCCCAAAGAAUGUGUCUGUCCCCUUAGUUUUCCACGUGCAAUGUACUGUGAAAAUAAAGGGCUGAAAGAAGUACCUCCCAUUCCAUCAAGAAUUUGGUAUCUAUAUCUUCAAAAUAAUUUAAUUGAAACACUCACCGAAAAAUCAUUUGAAAAGGCCACUGAGCUGAAGUGGAUAAAUUUAAGCAGAAAUAAUAUCAGCAGCAAAGGAAUAGGAAAUAAUGUGUUGAAAAAUCUGAAGAAUUUACUUUACUUGUUUAUUGAAGACAAUAAUCUUGAAGAAGUACCAAACCCAUUGCCAGAAAGUUUAGAACAGCUUCGAGUUGCAAGGAAUAAGAUAUCAAAGAUUCCAGAAGGCAUUUUUAGUAAUCUUGGUAACCUCACAUUAUUGGACUUACAUCAAAAUAAAAUUUCAGACAAUUCUAUUCCAAUUAAUACUUUUAAUGGGCUCAAAAGUUUGGUUCAACUUAAUGUUGCUAAAAACUCUAUCUCCAAAAUGCCAUUGGGUCUUCCCACUACGAUUGUACAGUUAUACCUAGACAACAAUAACAUUGAAGCAAUCCCAAACAACUACUUUAAGGAUAUGCCCAAGGUAGCUUUUCUUAGGCUGAACUAUAAUAAAGUUUCAGACAAAGGUGUACCUGCACAGGUGUUUAAUAUAACUUCCAUGUUAGACUUGCAACUGUCUCACAAUGAACUGACAUCUGUGCCUCAUGUCAAUGGCCAUCUGGAACGUCUUCACCUUGAUAACAACAAGAUAAAAAGUCUAAAUGCAACUGACGUCUGUCCCAAUGAAGUCAUAGAAGAACAUGACCCACAUUUUCCUAGAGGACCUCGUCUCCGUUAUUUACGUUUGGAUGGAAAUGAAAUUCAGCCACCAAUUCCACUUGACCUCAUAAUAUGUUUUAGGCUUCUUCAGACUAUUGUCAUUUAGACCUUUUUAAAUUAGUAAGUUUUGCUGCCAUGUAACUUGCCAUCUGAUUAUGACAUCAGGCCAUAUCUUAAGGAUAUUUUCUUUAAACUGAUUACUGAAAGUGUAGUAAUAACCUCAGAGAAUCCUUACUAUAUAUAAAAACCUGACCACUGCAAUUCGUGUAUAUUUAAAUUAGAAAAUUGAAUUGCAUUUUUGCUAAGUAUAUAUUUAACUACUCAUGCAGGAGAUUAUCCUAUUAACUUUGCUUAUAUUUAAAAAGAAGAGUGAUAUCCUUUAGUCUCAAUGUAAAUAAAAGCAAAUACUUCAUUCAUUAAACAAUAUUCUCCUUACUUUAUGCAUAGCAAUGAUUUAUCUAAAUAAUAAUACAUGUGCAGCAGUGAAAUAUUUGGUUUGUACGAAUCUUUUAGAACAAAUAUUCCGAAAAAAUUGUUUUUCAGAAUAUUCGUCUGCUCGACUAUUUGGUAGGAGGCUUAGCACAGCAGAUCCCAUGGGCUGUGCUAAAUGACUGCUCCUUUAAAGCAGGCCCUGGGAUCCACUGGGCUAAGCCUCCUAUUAGUGCAGAUCUCAGGUCUCUGUGAAGAAGGGUUGGGGUCAGUGAGGCUCUUCAGUGCUCUAGAGGUAUUUAACCCUUUACUGCUAAUUUAAAGGAAAUUAAUGAAUAUUGAUGAAUUUUGUCAGUAUUUCUUUAUUUUCUUUUAAUUAGUGCAUUUGUUCGGAUAUUUGUUUAGUGAAAAUUAAAUGAAUAUCUGUGUUUUCGUUAUAAAAUGUUCAAGCCUAUAAAUAAUUAUGUUGUUUAUUCAAAUAUUCAGAUUUAAAUGAUUAGUUGUGAAAUCAGACAUUAAUAACUAAAUAAAUGAUGCAAUUUAAAAUAUAUAGGACCUCAUUUAUAAAGCAGCAGAACGCAGAGAACAUGUCAGCCUCUACUAGCAACCAGUGAUCCAGAUUCAGAUAGAUCAUAUCAUUUUCAACCACUUUCUAAUUUACUUCUAUUAUCAAUUUUGCUUCAUUCUCUUGGUAUCCUUUGUAGUAGCAGCAAUGCAGUACUGGGAGCUAGCUGAACACACUGGGUAAGCCAAAGAGAAGAGGCAUAUAUGUGCAUCCACCAAUAAGCAGCUAGCUCCCAGUAAUGCGGCUCCUGAGCCUACUCUAGCUAUACUUUUAAACAAAUGGUAACAAAAGAUUUAAGCAAUUAAGAUAAUAGAAGUAAGUUUUAAAAAUAGUUUAAAAUUGUGUGCUCUAUCUAAAUCAUGAAAGAUUCAUUUUCAUUAUAUACUUCACUUGUACAAGCAUGAAACUAAUCACACAAGAGCAGGGGCUCUCAAGCUACUGACGUUUUCAGCUUGCAUAGGCUUCAAAGCUGAAUGAUCAGCUUCAUAAACAAAGCCCAUAGUGCUCAGUUUUUCUUUGUUUCAUCUAAAAUUACAUAUUUUGAAAAGCAUUACAAUAAUUUGUGUUUUGAAUCUUUUGGUUUUUUUUCCAGAGCAGAGAAAAAACAAACACUUUUUUUUGUCACUCAUAUGAAGCUUGUCCCUGUCAGCCAUCUUGCCUCUUGUACUUUCUCUGCCAGAGAGCAAACAACAAAAAUGUCUGUAUAAGUAGUGCACAAAUGUGCAUUUCCUAAUAGUUUUAUUUUUAUUUUGGACUUCCUUUAGUUAAGUAUUAAGUAAAAAUAUUUGUAAAAAAUUUAAGCCCAGAGUUCAAGUUUAGUGCUAACGCCUGCGUAGGCCACGAUAUCUAAAUCGCUGGGCUGCGCUAAAAUUGCACGUUUAAGGGCGCACAAUAAAUUAGCGCUCUACUUAUAAUCUAGCCCUGUAUUGUUGUAAUAAAUAGCCUUACCAUCUAGAGAAAAGUACUACAUGCUAGUUUCUCAUUCUUAAAGAGACAUGAAAACCAUAGAGCAUGCAAUUUGAAACAACUUUAAACAACUUUCUAAUUUAUUUCUAUUAUCACAUUUUGUUUUUGUUCUCUUUGCAUCUUUUAACUUUAUCUUUUAUUAUUAUAAUUUGCUUUUAUGAUUAAAUUAGCUUCAUUACCAUGGUAUUUGUUUGUUGAAGAGAUACCUAGGUAGUCGUCUGGAGCACUACAUGACAGGAAAUGGUGCUGCAAUCUAGUGCUCUUGCAAAUGGAUAAUAUUCUUGCAAAACUGCUGCCAUAUAGUGUUCUAGACCCCUACCUAGGUAUUUCUUCAACAAACAUGGGAAAUAAGCAAAUUAUCUAGGUAUUGUAUUAGUUAUGUAAAUGAUUACAAUUCAGGUGUACUGACCUUUAUUCCUCCAUAACCAAUUUCUUAAUAUAAUAAUAAAACUAAAUUUAAAAUAGUGCAAAUGUUUUUUUAUGAUUAUAUUUUACAAAUGUUAUAUACAUCAUGUGCAUGUGAAUAGUUACAUUUCAGACUUUGUUUAAAAACAGUAUUACAUUGUACAACCUAUCAUUUGAACACACAAUAUAUAUAUACUGUAUAUACACAUUAAUAUAUUAGUGAUUCAAAGAUAUUAACAUAUUAUUACUGUAAAGGGACAUAACACCCUUUAUGCUAAGUCACUUGAUGAUGCAGCACUACUGUAAAAAAGUUGACAAAAUAUAUUUCCUGAACAUCUCUGUGUAAAAACGUAAGUUAUUUACCUCACAAUUUCUUCAGCUCACAAUAGUAAGUGUUCUGUGAACAGUUAUCCUUCAGCACCUGUCAGCUGCAUGUUGAAAAAAAAAAAGUCAAUUUGCUUCAUCAGUGCUUUUGUCACACUCUGCUUUACUCGGAUCUCAUGAGAUGUUAUUGAAAUUUCUGGAGAUUCUAUACUAAACUUCCUUAAACUGAGGAGGGAAAUAAUAUGACUGCCUGCACAUGCCAGAUACAAGCUCCUUUGCAAAUCUCUGGACUUGCAUCCUGUUUGGCUACUUUAAAGGACCACUCAAUGCAGUAGAAUUGCAUAAUUCAAAUGAUUUAACAUUUUCAAAUAAGCAGUAGAUUUUUUUCUGACACAUUUAUUUUUCUCCCAUUUUCCGCCCCCCUGUAUCAUGUGACAGACAUCAGCCAAUCACAGACUAGUAUAUGUAUAUCCUGUGAGCUUGUGUACAUGCUCAGUAGUUCCCAGAAAGUAGGCGUAUAAAAAGACUGGGCAACAUUUGGUAAAUGAAGUAAAUUGGAAAGUGUCUUAAAAUUGUCUUAAAACUGUAUGCUCUUUCUGAAUAAUCAUCAUUUAUUUUGACUUGAGUGUCCCUUUAAGUCCAUUUAAAAUAGGAUUGCGCUACUGAGGACAUUUUUAGGUAAAAUAUUUAGCUUUUUUGUUCAUUUGAUAUUUUCUAGUAAGCUUUUCAAAGCUAUGCUUGUAUGCUGCAUCAAUUGCAAGUGCUUUAGCCUUUAACAUUUGGGUAUCAUAUCCCUUUAAUAUUUGACAAUGUCAUUUUGAAUAGUUAGGAUUGGGGAAAACCUAUAUAAAAAAAUACUAACCUAAUUUUCCUUUAUUGCCAUUUUAAUCGAGCUAUUUUAAAUGAUGAACUUUAAAUUAUAGGCUAGGUGAAAUAGAUGGGAUUUGUAAUUCCAGUUUUGGAAUUGUUUAUUAAUAGUUUUUACUUCCUUCAUUUGUACAUUAUUUUCCCCCUGUUAUUUGUACUAAGGAUAUCCAAAUGAUAUCUAAUACAUCACCUCAUAAGUGACAUAUCCUAUGUGUAUAUUAUUUACAUUACUUAAAAGUUUAAUAAUCAUGUUAAAUUGUUGCAUGUAGCCUAAUGAUUAUUGUAUGUUUUAAGAAUGAUAAACUGACUUCUCUGCAAGGUUUUUUUGUAAUCUGUAGAUGUAAAUGUGUGUUAAAGUGAUUAUAACUUUGAUGACAUAUGUGGUGACACAACAGACACAAAUUUACAAAACAAAUGAAAAAGUUAUGUAAUUCUAACAUUAAAGUAAAAAUAACAAA
Molecule: messenger RNA, 5297 nt
Organism: Bombina bombina (fire-bellied toad)
Lineage: Eukaryota; Metazoa; Chordata; Amphibia; Anura; Bombinatoridae
Gene: KERA
Product: keratocan
Exons: 3
Coding region: 346-1389 (347 amino acids)
Molecular function (GO): protein binding
Source: RefSeq, a predicted model, not a curated record